Molecule: messenger RNA, 1239 nt
Organism: Funneliformis geosporum
Lineage: Eukaryota; Fungi; Glomeromycota; Glomeromycetes; Glomerales; Glomeraceae
Source: the annotation of a GenBank genome assembly
AUGAAAAAGUUAACUACACCUGCUAUAAAAUUAGAGCAACAGGUGCCUAUUCCUUCCCUUAAUCAAAAUAUGACAAAUCCUCGUCAAUCAAUGGGCCCAACUCUACAACAUCCUACUGGUUAUAGACCUGUUGCUAUUUACACAAAUAAUAAUCUUCAUAACCAAGUAAUGGUUCUACCGCGUUUAAAUACACAUUUAGACAAUUCUAUAUUAAGUAGAAGAGCGACUGCAACGACAGUGCCUGGUAUUUCAAGAGCGACCGACGAAAACGCUAACUAUGACGAUGUUUUAUCAUUUACUGGGAUUGACCUAAAAGAAGAAACGGAUAAUAUUCUAAGAGAGAAUGAGUUAUUGGGAAUUCGACAAUCCGCUUCUGCAAUACAAUUUCCAGUUCGCUCACGACCGCAGAGUUUCUUGGAUCCAAAUAAACUUGCAAGUGUAGUUACGUCUAUAGCUAUGCAACAAGAAUUAGGAGUAAAUCCUAACGUUAUGACUUAUUUAGCGCUUGCUACACAAGAAAGAAUUAGAUCUUUAGUGGAAGCAAUGAUUGCUGCUAAAAAUCAUCGGAUACAUUCGGAGCAUGUACAUUAUCCAGGUGUAACUGGUGUUGAGAAUCAAACAAAGUAUAAAGAAAUUGUUAGUUUAGAUGUCAAAUCACAAUUACUGGCAAUAGAAAAGGUAGAAUUUGAGCAAGAACGUAAAAGAAGGGAAAGUCGGCCAGGAUCAAAACAUAAUAGUAAAACGGAAUAUGAAGACGCAAAAGGCCUAACACCUAUCGUUGCACCUAAACGUCAUAAACGUCAGAAGAAAGAAAGAGAGGGUACUUUACCUAAACCACAUAAACUAUCGGUUAACACGAAGAGUACCAAUAUGACAGCUUUAUCAGCGGCUGGUGGUAAAACUAAAAGUUGGAUGAUUGAUAUGCAACCUGAAAUUUCAACCGUUAUUGGAAGUGAUACAACGUCUGCUACUGGUUCAAAACCAUCUCGUGGACGUUCUAGGUCAAUCUCAAAAGCUAAAAAUCUUGCUGGUGCCAGAAAAGGAGAAUCCCAACGAAGUUCAUUCACCCGUUUCGUCACCAAUCCAUAUAUUACCGGUCAGCAGCAACCAAUUAAUGUUCAUGUUACAACAAUAACGGUGAAAGACGCUCUCUUUGUAUUAGAAAAAUAUCAUGGUGAUGGUAGCAGUGUCAAAAGUAGUCGUGAAGUUCAAAUGAAGUUACUGAAUAGUAUUCAAUGA